AUGUCGUUGAUGGGUCAUCCUCUUGACCCCGGUCACUCGUGCAUUGAAGAAGUGCAGGCUUCUGCUGGUGCCACCGAUCAUGCUUCUGGUGGUGGUCUUAAGUGCAGUACACCUAAAGAGUUUGCCUACGUGUGCUGGAGGAAAGGGUGUACUCAGAUAGAUGGUGGCAUCAUGUCACAGGGAAUGACAAAGGCAUUCUCCCCGCGAAUUGAUGAAGCGAUACUACUGGACGUAGAGGAGAAGUUAGGUGACCAGAGAGAGUGGCUGCCACAGCAGGCUCAGCUCAUGAUGAAGCACGAAGCCAUAGAGUCAGAAAGCAGCUUCGCAGUGUUCGACUUGAAGUCUGCAAAGGGUUGGAAGAAGGUCAGAAAGAUCUACCAAACGGUUGAGGGCAAGUUUGGUGUGCUCGAUCGUGAUGAGCCCGAGUCACGCCUAGCUUCGGAGGCGGAGUUAGCCGCCGAUAUCGAACGAGAGGUGAGCCGCCUUGUUGCUAUGGGCUAUCAGUAUCAUGGUGUUCCAGUGCUGUACCAUGGCAAGUUCCUUACUGUUAUGUAUUUUUUGCUGAUGUGA
This is a messenger RNA of Perkinsus marinus ATCC 50983, 570 nucleotides long. RefSeq lists its product as hypothetical. NCBI's taxonomy places the organism in Eukaryota, Perkinsozoa, Perkinsida, Perkinsidae. Bases 1 to 570 code for a protein of 189 amino acids. The record is from RefSeq and is a predicted model, not a curated record. The transcript has 6 exons.